Phanerochaete carnosa HHB-10118-sp is the source of this 1452-nucleotide messenger RNA. RefSeq lists its product as uncharacterized. Bases 1 to 1452 code for a protein of 483 amino acids. The transcript is spliced from 5 exons. Lineage: Eukaryota; Fungi; Basidiomycota; Agaricomycetes; Polyporales; Phanerochaetaceae. The record is from RefSeq and is a predicted model, not a curated record.
AUGUCAAAAAGAACUAUGGCGUCGGGGAAAAUAAAAUCCUCGCACCAGCCGCACGUCGAUCCCAGAACACGCGGCCACCACACAUCCGAAAUGCACAGCACCGCCCUUGUGUGGCUAGACAAGGUUCUACAGGACCUAGAGGAGAGGAAGCGAGAUACCUCAAGGCCGACUCGGAUCACAUGUGGCGCAUGUGGCAGCAGUUGUGCGAACAACAAGUCUUCUGUGAUAAAACAUGCGGAUACACAUCGGCCCUUUGAGCUUCGGGAAUACGUGUGUCCGUAUUGCGAGUAUCGUUUUGGACAGCAGAGCCAACUUCUUUGUCACCUACCUGCUUGCCCAGAACGUAAUAGCUCACACGAUGUGAAGGAUGUGGAGCUUCCUACCUGCGGAAUUAUACUCCUAACAGAGAGUCAGUUCACUUUCGCCUGCGGCUACACGAACAAACACGCCCGCAGCGUGACACAGCAUCGACAGCGCUCCCACGGACAGUCUAACCUUCGCGAACGUCGCGAGGGUGUGCGGGGCCUAAGACCUGCAUUAACUCAUAGGCAACGAAAGAGCCCCAACACCAUCUACGUCUGGAUGGACAGAGAUUGUACUGAAUAUAGUACAGCAGGUGUUCCUCAGGUUCACCUCACCGCAGUGAGGGAAGCGUUAGAAAAGGAGGUCGCCGACGCACGCUACUGGGCCAAGAUCGCCACCGCGAAGAAGAAAGCUGCCGUAACCGCUAAGAAAAAGGCGAGGCAACCAAAGAAGCGCGAUGCGACUCGACGUAUUGCUGCAGCACUUGAAACGCCCACCACGGCUUCGUCACCUAUCUCGCCACUCAAUUCUCCCGGCACAACUUUCGAAGAGCUCUCCCCGGUGUCGACCGCCCUCACAAGCCCGAACCUUCCGCCACAGGACAUGCCGUCUUGCCGGGAUACUCCAGAGCGCCCAUCAUCCGAGUCCUACGAGCGCACCACUGCGCUGCCUGGCUUCCACGAGGCGUUCGGCGAUGUUCCGUCCCCCCAUCAUGACGACCGGCCGCACACUCCACCGUCUCCCUCUGCCACAUUUGCAAGCAUUUCGAGUAGAGAAAACGACGUCAUUGUGCCGGACGAGCAUCGAUACUACCGUGUUGGUCGUCAAGACCGAGCCGCCACGCCGCCACGCGCGGAUUUCCGCCAAGCCUCUCGGUACAGGCCUUACGCAGUUCCUGGGACACACACUCGUCAUGACUGCGGACAUGCCGAGUCUCUGCAAGGAUCCUCUAGAGAUCCGUAUGCCAUGGAUUGCGCGCUUCACGGUCAUCUGUCUGUUGUGGGUUGCGACGUGCCCGUCCGCUCGUCAGCAACUCUGGAGCUGUCUUCUUUUUGUAAGCCAAGCGUGAAAAAUAUCACAUCACCCCGUAUGUCUCCUCAUGUCCGUUGCGAAAGCUCAAUUUUCCGUCUCAGGCGGGCUCAAUGGUAG